Meloidogyne enterolobii is the source of this 492-nucleotide messenger RNA. The record is from the annotation of a GenBank genome assembly. Lineage: Eukaryota; Metazoa; Nematoda; Chromadorea; Rhabditida; Meloidogynidae.
AUGUUUGUAGACGAAAAUUUAGCCCAAAUUUCACAAGAUAUUGGACUUCUUUCACUUGGAGCAAAUGACAAACAAAUUGAACAAUUAGCUACAGUUUAUUGGUUUAUUAUUGAAUUUGGACUUUGUAAACAAAAUGGUAAAAUUUGUGCAAUUGGUGCUGGGUUGCUUUCCGCUUAUGGAGAAUUGAAGUAUGCUUGUUCUAAUGAACCUGAACACGAACCAUUUAAUCCAGAAAUUACUUCAUUACGCCCGUAUGUAGAUUCUGAUUAUCAACCAGUAUAUUUUGUUGCUGAUUCAAUUAAAAAAGCAUUAGAGGAUGUUAGAUCCUUUGCCUAUUCAAUAUGCCCUAAAUAUUCAAAUAUUUAUUACCCUUUAACUAGAACAGUAAAGCAAUUUGAUAAUAAAGAAAUGGUUAAAAAUAGAGUAACUACUUUAAAGAAAGAAUGUGAAGAAAUGCAACGAGAAUUAGAAAAAAUAAUUAUUAAAGAGUAA